Molecule: messenger RNA, 4242 nt
Organism: Nymphaea colorata (pocket water lily)
Lineage: Eukaryota; Viridiplantae; Streptophyta; Magnoliopsida; Nymphaeales; Nymphaeaceae
Exons: 14
Coding region: 73-3651 (1192 amino acids)
Biological process (GO): DNA damage checkpoint signaling; positive regulation of transcription by RNA polymerase II
Cellular component (GO): nucleus
Molecular function (GO): histone binding
Source: RefSeq, a predicted model, not a curated record
AGACUCAGGGGGAAGAUAAAACCCGUGGCGCGAAAACUAGAAGCCCUUCGAGUAGCUUGCCGCCACCGUUCCAUGGAAGAGAACGGCUACCGUCCACCCCAAUUCUCGGAGGACACAGCAUGGGUUCCAGUUUGGCUUCAAUCAUGCAGGGUUUCAUCUUUGAGUCAGCAAGCUAGAGGGGCUGAUAGUUUUCCGCAACCAACAAAUAAUGUUGAAUGGCCUCCAGAGACAUUGGGUGAUGGACAAGAACCCAUAAGAGAAGGUGCUGCAAACAACAAUUUUGAAUUGUUUUUAUCAGGAGACGACAUUUGCUCUGUUGGAAAUAGUCUAUCCAAAGAAAGUGUGCAGCCUUUCCAACUACACCUUUCCUCAGAUGUUUCUGAACAUUCCUUGAAUCAAUAUUAUGAAAGUUAUGGAGCAAGUCUCUCGUCAAGAGGAACGGUGCACCCUAAAUUUACACCUGGUUGUUUAGUAGUCAAGAAUCUUGAGGGUCCAUGUGAUAAGCUAAGAAACACAGACCCCAUGGCAAGUAGUGAGGCACAAGUAACUAAUAUGCAGAAGUAUCAUACUUGCCCAGAACCAGACAACAAUAACUGCGAAGGAAGAAAUUUCAGUAUUGGCUUCCUUGAAAAUGCUGAUGUUGAUAGUGCCAUUGAGUUAUCUAUUGUAGCAUCCGAAGCACUCGCAAUCUCUGAUAUGGUGUGCACGUCUUUGCCUUCUGAAGCUUGCGCUGCUUCAGCUGUUCUUGAAAUUGCCCUAAAGGUCAAGGAAGCAAGGAUUCAGGCAUGUGUUAGUAAUGCCGAUGUUUCUCUCAUUUCCUCUGAGGAAGUUGAGGAAGUGGACUCCCUAUCUGAUUUGGAUGAGGAAGCUAUGGUAGAUGCUUUUUCUGAUGUAGGUUUAUCUCCAAUCAAAGGUAUUGUCAAGACUAAUUCAUGCUGUAUGCAGCUCAAUCAAGCUGCUGAUCUUAAAGUUGGAGCUUGUGAACAUUACUCUUUGCUGACAAAAAAGAUGGGGAAAAAUGUUGAUAAUUACCAAAUAACAGCUGAAAAAUCUCGGACAUGUCUUGCAGAGGAGUGCAUCCAAUAUCCAUGUUCAGUUGCCACACAUGUUGCAGGAUCCUGUAGUGUUUAUGUUGCAAAUGAGCAACAUCUGGAAGUUCAAGCUGCUGAUCCAGUUGGGACAUUCAGUGAGAGGAACUCAGCAGAGACUGCUUCCAUAAGACAGCAUGAGUUACUUGUCAUAACCACAUCUGAAGUUGCAAAAAGUAUCACCGAGCACUUUAAAGGAUCUGAGGAACUUGAUUUCAAUACGAAAAGCUGGGGACCAAUUCAGUUCAAAGAAUGUAAAGCAUUUGGCGUAGAAACUGGUGAAACACACUCAGAGAAGUCAAUGUCAAUGCAGCCUUUCAAAAGCCGGUGGCUUGGUGGCUGGACUGGCAGGGAAGUUGACCUGGAUGCUGAAAGUUUAGAACCAUUUGAGUCUGAAACAUCUAUAGUCACACCACCCUGGGUUCAAGAUCCUGGGGAUCAUACAGCUGAAGUUGCAAAGAAGGCAGGAUCAAAGGGAUAUUCUGGUAGCCAUCAGCAUGACAACUGUAUGGACCAGGUUGUAAAAUCAUCUGUCCUUGAUGGCUUACACAACAAAAGAAGAAAAUCAAAUUUCUUUGUUGGAGAGACCAGCUUCUUGUCCGAGUCAGUUGCUGCUUUAGAUGAAAAUUUUGCUGCAUACAAACCUGAAGGUUGGGUGAAUGCGUGGAGGCCAGAAGGGAAUGCAUCAUGUGUCUCUGGCAUGCCUGUUGAAGCUAUAGAUAGCAAUAUUAGCAUUGUAAACGUUGCUUCUCAGGCGGUCGCAAACUCUUAUUGCUCCUUGGAUGAUCCUCUCUGUUCUGUAGUCAAGUGCAGUGUUCCUGGCGAGAACGCAAAUUCCUAUGAGGAUGUUACUUCCAGAUUGCAGGACUUGGAACUGGACAAGCAGAAUCGACUGGGACCGGAUUCUGAUUCUAUGGUUGGUCGAGAGUUCUUCUGUUCACUUGCUAAACUUACAGGAAUUGAAAGCCUAGAAUCCCCUGUUGCUUCUGUUAGAUGUAUGCACCCAAGGAUCAGUUCUGCAGGCUUUGGAGAAAUUAGACGAACACUUGUGGCAUCACUGAAGAGCUACAGCAUGCUGACUUCAUUUAAGAAAGCUACUUUUGAUGAACAAAAAGACUCUACUUCCAACAAAAUUAUUAUGUCAAGGGAUAAAAGUGAAAAAAUUACACAAGUGCUGCAGUCUAAAAUCAACUCUGGCUGCUGCCAACCUUUGAAUCUGGAAAAGAAAUCACAGUGUGCUGAUUCUUCUAAAUCUCGCGGUAGGCAUAAGAGAACAGCUAAUCCUGUUGAGAUCAAUGGAUGCAUUCAUAAACAAAAAAAACGAGAGAAUUGUUGUACUGUUAAGAAAAACAUCUUAAAGAACUCAGAUGUGAUGCAAACUAUUGAUGCAUUGGAUGAUGGCAUCACAAUGCACCAACUUGAUGGAAGAAGCUGUUCACCUUUAGUAUGGAAAAAUGGGACUAGGCGCAGGCUCCGGCCUUGCAAAACAAUAGGAAAUGAUGCUAAUGAAGAAUAUACCAUGGGUGGAGGAGCAGAAACAUGCUUGGGAAAAAUUCCAUUUACGAUGUUGGAGAAGAAAUCAAGUUGCAGGGAGAAUGCAAAGCGUAAAACACCACCACCCCAAUUGGAAUCAACAUCACAUGAACAGGGACCUUUGAUCAAGAAAGUUCGUUUUGCUGAAGAUGAAGAUGGGUGUGAGCAAAGAAAUUUUAGAAGUUCGGGACCCACCCAGAUCCGUAGUUGUAGCUUGCGUCAAGGAAAUGGCAAAAAGUGGAAAAAUUCCUUCCUUUUGGCCAAGCUAAAAGUGCAAAAUAAAAGUCAAAACUGUAGCAGGACUCAGAAAAGAGUUAUAUGUAUGGGCUUGGAAUUUAUGCUGACAGGCUUCACAAGAAAUGAGAAGCAAGAACUGGAAGUGUUGAUUAGGGAACAUGGAGGAGUGGUGCUUUUUGACAUUCCAUCACCUUCCCCAAGGCAAACAGGCAAGAGAAGACCAUUUCAAAAGGAUCAUGCCCAUACUAUAAUUUUAUCUCCUCGAAAGGUGCGAACAACAAAAGUAUUGUAUGGAUGUGCAACAAAUGCUCGUUUGCUGAAAGUGGAAUGGCUUAUUGACUCAAUUUCCUUGGGUUCUAUGUUACCACCCGACAAAUAUUUGCUUCUUCCAAAUCAAUCUGCUGGAAUGCAGAAUAUGGGUCUUGGACAAUCGGCAUAUAUUUUUGAUGGAGUAGGGAUCAUGCUCUAUGGGAAGGCCAGCUUCUGCAUCAAAUUUACAAAGCUAAUCAGGCAUGGAGGCGGUAGGGUGUUCAAAACUCUGCAAGGGUUAGUACAGAAUCUUAGGAACAAAAAAGUUAACAUUGGUGCCAUCGUGGUGGAGGAUAUGGGCUGGGCUACACGCCACCUGAAGCAAUGUGCUUCGGAAUACAAGCUAAAUAUGAUGUCUGCAAACUGGAUAACUGGCAGUUUGCUGUCCAGGAAGGUCCUACCAUUUGAUACCAAUGACAUGGAUCUUUGCAGCACAAUAAAGGAAGCUGGAGUUGAGGUUAUAGGCUCCAGUCAAGAGAUGUAACUGUUGUCCUCACCAGCGGCUUUUCCUUCCCUUUUUUGGAUAGCAUUCUUAACGGGCAUGAAUGAACAUGCGCAUACACCAGUCAAGAGCAAAAGCAUGCCCCUACUUGAAGCAACAGAAUUCAUGAUCCAUCUAUGCUUCAAUCAGGAAUCUGGGACCCAUGGACAAGGUUGCAUCUAUGACCGUCUGCAUCGUAGAAAGAACCAUCUGAAGGUGGCGUUGGUAACUCUUGAUGGACCUUCAGCAUGACCAUUCACCAUGUAUGUUGGUGUAAGCGUGGUUAUUGAUCAGUCUCUCCAGCCUUGCAUUGCAGCAGUAUUCUUUUAAGUACAGCACAGUCUAUAUACUUAUUUAACCUGCCAACUAAUCGCCAUUUCUUGUUGCCGGCCUGCUGCAUGAAAGUAAUCAGCAAAUUUAAGACAUUUUAGUUUAAAUUUCGAAGUUGAUUUGGUCGAGAUGAAUGGCUUCCUUAGGCAAGAAUGUAUAGCGGUGUAAAUUGUUACCUCAGAUGCCUAAUUGUGUAUCUGAAUUGUUUUUGUUAUGUACACUAUUCUGUUGUACAUUAUAUAAAUAUACAUCUUAUUCUUUUCA